This is a messenger RNA of Vanrija pseudolonga, 2277 nucleotides long. It is a transcript of the gene mss116, whose product is annotated as ATP-dependent RNA helicase, mitochondrial. The record is from RefSeq and is a predicted model, not a curated record. The coding region runs from base 1 to 2277 and encodes 758 amino acids. Gene Ontology annotation, molecular function: nucleic acid binding; ATP binding. The transcript has a single exon. Gene Ontology annotation, cellular component: mitochondrion. Lineage: Eukaryota; Fungi; Basidiomycota; Tremellomycetes; Trichosporonales; Trichosporonaceae.
AUGCUCGCCCGUGUAGCAUUCAGAAACGCCGUCAGCGUCCGGGCUUUCGCCUCGCGCGCCGCCGUUGCGCCGCGCGCACUCCCCGCCCUGGCUGUGCGCCCCGCUGCCUUCGCCGUCACCGCUGCUCGCGCGUACUCGGCUGCCGCCAAGCUCAAGGAGGAGGAGGAGGACCUCUUCAACGGUGUCCCCAUCAACGCGGCUCCCAAGGCCGAGGCUGCCCCCGAGGCUGCUGAGGACAGCUUCUUCGCGCCGGAGCUCACCAAGGCCGCCGAGGAUGUUGUCGACGCCGACGCACCGCUGCCUUUCUCCGCGCUCAAGGGCCGCGUCGACGAGAGCACCCUCAAGGCGCUCACUGUCAAGCCCUUCAACCUCAAGACCAUGAGCGAGGUCCAGAAGCGCGUCCUCAGCCGCAUGCCCGAGCUGUCGGGCGGCAAGACCCCCGAGAGCAUCGUCGCUACCGAGACUGCCGAGCAGACCGCAGAGCGCGAGCUCCGUGAGAAGCGCGGUCGUGAGGACCUCCUCGUCAAGGCCAAGACUGGUACCGGCAAGACUAUCGGUUUCCUUGUGCCCGCCCUUGAGUCGCGCCUCAACACCCUCGAGGCGAUGGCCCAGCCCGGUACCGACGCCGAGGGCAACCCCAUCCGUGGCCGCCACGUCAAGGACCUUGCCAUGGAGAAGGUCGGCGCUCUCGUCAUCUCGCCCACUCGUGAACUCGCUACCCAGAUCGCCACCGAGGCCACCAAGCUGAUGAGCUGGAACAAGGACCGCCAGGUGCAGCUCUUUGUUGGCGGCAACUCGCGCUACGACCAGCUCAGGCAGUUCAACAACCCCCGUACCGGCCGCAAGGACGUCAUCGUUGCCACCCCUGGCCGUCUUCGUGAUUUGCUCGGCGAGCCCGAUGUUGCGCGUGCCAUCCGUGCCACCGACACCCUUAUCCUCGACGAGGCCGACACCCUCCUCGACAUGGGCUUCAGCAAUGACCUCAACUUCAUCCUCGAGCACCUCCCCGAGAGCCGCCAGACCUUCCUGUUCUCGGCUACCGUCUCGCCCCAGGUUAAGAAGAUUGCCCGCGACUUCCUCAAGCCCAACCACAGCAUGAUCGACUGUGUGCCCGAGGACGAGUCGAACACUCACGAGCACAUUCCCCAAUACGUGACCCUCCUUCCCGACGCGUCGCACCAGCUUCCCCACCUUGUCCGCCUUAUCGCGCACGACCAGCUCGUCAACCCCAACUCCAAGGUCAUCGUCUUCCUCCCCACCACCAAGAUGACCAUGCUCUUCGCCACUCUCCUCCGUGAGAUGAGCGGCAACAUGCCUACUGAGCGCCUCGGCGUCUACGAGAUCCACUCUCGCCUCACGCAGAACAAGCGUACGCGCGAGUCUGACAACUUCCGCAAGACGACCCGGCCCUCGGUCCUCAUCACGUCGGACGUUUCGGCCCGUGGUGUCGACUACCCCGGUGUUACGCGUGUUAUCCAGAUCGGCAUCCCCUCUACCCCCGAGCAGUACAUCCACCGUGUUGGACGUACCGGACGUGGCGGCAAGAAGGAUGGCCGUGGUGACAUUCUUCUCCUCCCCUUCGAGGCCGACUUCCCCAAGCAUCUCCCGAGCGUGCCGUUCAAGGACGUCGGCGUCCGCGAGUUCAAGGAGGAAGUUGAGGCCCUUGCCGCGCAGGCGUCCAACGGCGAUGUCGAGCGUGUCGGCAAGAUCAACAACAGUGUGAAGGAGCUCCUCCCGGCUCUCGACCCCGAGGCGAUCGAGGACGUCAUGGGAUCUCUCAUUGGCUUCUACGCCGGCAAGCUGGACACGGCUAAGGCCGACGGCGCCGAGAUGCUCCAGGGCCUCCAGAACUGGUCGACUCAGGGCGCCGGUCUUGCCGAGCCUCCAUACUUCUCGCCGCAUUUCCUCGCCAAGAUGGGCCUGAGCGACAAGAAGAAGAAGUCGUUUGGAAAGCGCGACGGAAACGGAGGCGACCGUGACCGUGGCCGCUCGUCGUUCGGCCUGAACAAGGGUGGUGACCGCAGGAGCGACUUUGGCGACCGCAAGGACCGCCACCGCUCCGACGGCCGCCGUUCGUCUCCCCAACACGGAGGCUUCCCCCACUCUGACCGCAAGGGCUACAGCGACCGUGGCUCCUCGGCCGCCCGUGGCGACUUCUCCGGUGUCCGCCCACCAAGGGACGGCGCCCGCCGUGGCUGGGAGAGCCGCUUCGAUGAGCGUGCCUCGGCCCGCUUCGGCGAGUCGCGCGGCGGCAGCUCGUGGGGCAACCGCGAUUAA